Cetraspora pellucida is the source of this 505-nucleotide messenger RNA. Lineage: Eukaryota; Fungi; Glomeromycota; Glomeromycetes; Diversisporales; Gigasporaceae. The record is from the annotation of a GenBank genome assembly.
GAAAUGACUCCAACAUUCGUUCAAGCUGGACAUAAUUUAAAAGCUAUCUGGAUGAAAGAAAUUGGUAAUAAGAGAGAGGAAAGAAUUAGGAUUACAACCAAACUUUCAGAUAUAACAUUGGAUGUUAUUAGCCUUAAAAUGCCAACACAUGCUAACAAUAAAUUUUAUGAUGCUGUUAACACUAUCAAUAAUAUUUCCGAGAAACUGCUUGAUGAUCAAAAAAAUAGUUCUGUUCAAGGAACAGAUUUAUUGUCAUUAUUGGUAAAAGCAAAUUAUAAAUUACCCGUUAAUAAACAAUUAACUCAUCGUGAAUUAGUUAGUUCGGUUAUGACAUUCCUUAUGGCUGGACACGAUACCGCCACUGUUGUAUUAUCUUGGGCAUUAUACUUACUAGCAAAAAAUCCUGAUAUUCAAGAUCGUCUUCGCAAAGAAAUGCUUGAUAUAUUCCCUGAUCGUGAUUAUCAUCCAACUUUUGAUCAAAUUGAACAAUUGAAAUUUUUAGAUU